Molecule: messenger RNA, 3427 nt
Organism: Pygocentrus nattereri (red-bellied piranha)
Lineage: Eukaryota; Metazoa; Chordata; Actinopteri; Characiformes; Serrasalmidae
Gene: ppm1h
Product: protein phosphatase, Mg2+/Mn2+ dependent, 1H
Exons: 10
Coding region: 386-1963 (525 amino acids)
Biological process (GO): protein dephosphorylation
Molecular function (GO): protein serine/threonine phosphatase activity
Source: RefSeq, a predicted model, not a curated record
UUGAGGCUAUGAAGCUCAUAAAUGACCUGAUGCUUGUACAGAGUUCAGUGUGACGGUCGUGCUGCUGGUCUGUUUAACAGCCUCUGCACUGCCCUACUGCUAUCAGCUCAAACACACACACACACACACAAACACACACACACACACACACAAACACACACACACUACAGCAGGUCUAUCACAUGACGGCGUCCAGUGGGAGUCCAGUUCCGCCUUCUUUCCUUAACUGAAGUGAAUGAGGCGCAGGCGGCGUCUGGCUUUUAGCGGUGUGUAAACCUGUGUGUGUGUGUGUGUGUGUGUGUGUGUGUGUGUGUGUGUGUGUGUGUGUGUGUGAGUGUGUGUGAGUCCCCGCACUGCGGCUCUCUCUCCGCUCCUCUUCCUCGUCAUGCUCACGCGGGUGCGCUCCGCCGUCUCCUCCAUCAUCGGCGGUAUGAUGGCCUCUGGCGCGAGCGCCGCUGAGCCCCGCGCGGACCUGCCGCUGCGCUUCUCUUACUGCAGGCCGGACUUCCUCGGCCUCAGUCCAGACGAGGUGGAGUGUUCAGCUGACCACAUCGCACGACCCAUCCUCAUCGUGAAGGAGACCAGCCGCCUGCACUGGUCCACCGGAUACGCCGAGGUGAUUAAUGCUGGUAAGAGUGCUCUGAAUGAAGAUCAGGCCUGUUGUGAGGUGGUGGAGCUGAGGAGACGACCUGCAGACCUGUCCAGCCCAAACUACACUCCAACCCCCAGGAGGCGCUCUUCACUGCCCAGCGGAGAAGCCCUGGAAGUCAGAGAGAACUCACUCACAAGUCUGGAAAACACUCAGGAAGAAGAGGUCAUGUACUUCCACUACUGGGCUCUGUUUGAUGGACAUGCUGGUUCGGGUGCUGCAGUCUUUGCCUCUAAGUUUCUACACCUGCACAUUGAGGAGCAGCUCCAGAGUGUGCUAGAGAUCCUGCAGAAGCCUUCACUCCAGCCCCCCACCUGCCUGGGUGAGGAGAACAGCCUCCACCUGCACCCCUCUGGGGGGUCGUCUCAGCGAUCUUUGUCCAGGGCGGCCUCGUUGCGGGGGGCCGCUGGGGCUCCAGGCUCUCCAAACACCGUUGCUCCACGCUUCUUCAUGGAGAAGAAGGUGAAGCAGGAGAGCCUUGUGAUCGGAGCAAUCGAGAAUGCAUUCAAAGAGAUGGACAAACACAUCGGCCGAGAGAGGAGUGUGUAUGAUGUCUCAGGAGGCUGUACAGCUUUGGCAGUGGUUUGUUUGUUGGGAAAGCUUUUUGUGGCCAAUGCAGGGGACAGCAGGGCCAUUAUUGUGCGAGGAGGAGAGAUCAUUCCCAUGUCAAGUGCCUUCACUCCAGAGUCGGAGAGACAGAGAAUUCAGUGUUUGGCUUACAUGCAGCCCCACUUGUUAGGGAAUGAGUUCACACACUUGGAGUUCCCUAGAACAGUUUGCAAGAAGGAGGUGGGGAAGAGAAUCCUAUACAGAGACUACAGCAUGAAGGGCUGGGCAUAUAAAACUGUUCAGGAGGAUGACUUGAAGUUUCCUCUGGUGUUUGGAGAGGGGAAGAAGGCACGAGUGAUGGCCACCAUUGGUGUUACAAGGGGAUUUGGUGACCACGAUCUAAAGGUUCAUGGCACGGAUAUCUCCAUCAAACCUUUUCUCUCCAACUGCCCAGAGGUGAAAGUGUACAACUUGGAGCAGUUUGAGCAUGGAGCUGAUGAUGUCAUGGUUAUGGCAACAGAUGGAUUAUGGGACGUUCUCUCCAACCAGGAAGUGGCUGAGGCAGUUGCUAGUUUCCUUGGAAACUGUGACCCUGACGACCAUCACAGGUAUACUAUGGCAGCCCAAGACUUGGUGAUGAAAGCCAGAGGAGUGCUGAGUGACAGAGGCUGGAGGAUAGCCAAUGACAGACUGGGCUCUGGUGAUGACAUAUCUGUUUACAUCAUUCCUCUAAUGUUUGGAAACAGACCACCACAGCCAAGAUGACCAAUGGAGAGCCAAGGAACAGUAAAGGAGGAAGCGAAGAGCUCCCCUGACUCAUCAUCAUAGAGCCGUUCGGAAUGGCCUGCGCUGGCCCCAAGGCUUUGAAGAUAUAGAGCUAUCACAAGAGCUGUCUUAAGACUUCUGACUCCUCACUGGAGGUCACAGUAGAUUAACCAUAAAUUUAAAGUUUGACAAACUGUAGGACUUCAUAUGUCAGUGUUCUACAAUUGCUAUUCUCAACAACCAGUUCCUAAUAUAUAGUUCAAAAGCUACUGCUCACAGCCUGGUUGUGCUGAAGUCUUCCUAUUGCCUUCUGUUUAUUUAUUCUCUUAACACAUGAUUUUGUCUCUUUCCUCUUGUCCAUUCUGUGAAUGGAACACAAAGGGAAACUAUUGAGAUUUGGAUAACUAGAUUUUAAUGAGAACUGAGAACUGGUGUAAAUAAAUUUAGAGAUGUAUUUGGGGGUGGGGGGCGGGGGACUAACUUCCCAUCCACGAUGUGUGCUCUCUCAUAUGCUCUGGGGGUCCACAUUUCAGUGUGUGUGUUUUCCAACAGCACAAAGCUGAAGAGCAUUUUUGUACAUAUGUAGGAAUUGUGGUCUAGGAUGAGAGACGUAAAGACUUUUUGCUUGUUUCUGGUCAUUUAUUGAUGUAAACGUUCCAUGCAAGAUGCGAAACUCCGUGCAGCUUUAAUUUGAUUUAUUUUAUUUAUUUAAUUUUUUUUUUUACAUUAUCUUUCCAUUAUGCCUGGGGUAUUGUAAGUACUGAAGAAGCACAUAAGAUUCGAUCAUGCGUUUCUAAUAAUGAUACUACAGUCCAAUAAACUCGAAAAACAGAACAGACAUUUUCAACUGUGCUUGCACUACCGGGAAACCUUUGAAUUAUUACUGUGCUCUCCAGCUCUGACAGGUUUUACUGUAUGUCGGGCUCCACAAUGUGCUAUUUGUUAGUUAUCACAACAGCAGCCUUAAUAUUUCUGAUAUCACAGACGUCUUCAAUAUUCAAAUGAGCUUCUAACCAAUCACUGAACAUUUUCCAUUGGUCCAACAAUAAUACAGGCCAGUUGCUAAGCUGUGUUACAAAUAACCAAUGUAUUUUAGCUCUAUGGCAAAACACAAUGCAAUUAUGCAUUUAUCUAUAUCAUGUAAUCCUAACUUAAUUCAUAGAAACUUUACUGCUUAUGUCUUAAAAAGGAUCAUCAGAGGCAGAGUCACCCAGCAUGCUGGCUAGUUACCUUCAGUGGCUAAUAGACGCUUUCGAGGUCAUACCAAAUUAUUUAGUAAAACUCGGGUGAGAAUCAGUGACCGUAACAGUAGCUUUUCCCAAAGUAGUUUUCUAAUGUUGCAUUACUGAACUAGACUGAUUGCACUAACAUCUGACUUAUCUCAGCAGAACAGCACUAGAAAAGUGAAAAGGAAAAAUGAAGGCCAGUCCUGCUCUAAAAGGUGUGGUCACGUUAGUAUUUUAA